AUGACAAGUUUCUGGACUUGGUUUCACAAACAAGGCUCGCCCGAGAUAUUCUAUCGUCUGGCCGGCAAACUGAUGCCCUGGUUUGGUAUUCCCUGCCUAGCGCUCAUGGUUUGGGGCCUAUAUCAGGGAUUGUUCGUCGCUCCGCCGGAUUACCAACAGGGCGACAGCUACCGAAUAAUUUUCGUCCAUGUGCCGGCAGCAUGGAUGUCAUUGUUCGUUUACGUCGCGAUGUGUGCUGCUGGUGUGGUCGGUCUGGUGUGGCGUAUCAAGACCGCUGAGGUCGUCGCGAUGGCCUCGGCGCCAAUUGGCGCUGCCUUCACUUUCCUGGCGCUGGUCACCGGGUCACUGUGGGGGAAGCCCAUGUGGGGCACGUUCUGGGAUUGGGAUGCCCGGCUCACAUCGGAGCUCAUUCUGCUAUUCAUCUACCUUGGCAUCAUGGGGCUAUAUUCAGCGAUCGAAGAUCGGCGUAGUGCGGCGCGUGCAGCAUCCUUGAUGGCUUUGGUUGGGUUAGUCAACAUUCCAAUUAUCCAUUUCUCUGUUGAGUGGUGGAGCACCCUGCACCAGGGCACCACUGUCAAACUUGUUGGUGAGUCCAAGAUAGAUUCCAGCAUGUUAGUCCCGCUGCUGGUCGUCUUGAUCUCCAACGUGUCGUUGAUCGUGUAUGGCCCGCUCGCUUCAAUUUUCGGUCUGACGACCACUCGCUUAACGUUGCUGGCGGCCAGCGUCUCCAGUUCCUUGAUCACGCUCUGA
Molecule: messenger RNA, 750 nt
Organism: Nerophis lumbriciformis (worm pipefish)
Lineage: Eukaryota; Metazoa; Chordata; Actinopteri; Syngnathiformes; Syngnathidae
Source: RefSeq, a predicted model, not a curated record